Messenger RNA from Mesocricetus auratus (golden hamster), 4920 nucleotides. RefSeq names its product RAS guanyl releasing protein 1 (gene Rasgrp1). Bases 186 to 2576 code for a protein of 796 amino acids. Gene Ontology annotation, molecular function: guanyl-nucleotide exchange factor activity; calcium ion binding. The transcript is spliced from 17 exons. Gene Ontology annotation, biological process: Ras protein signal transduction; positive regulation of GTPase activity. The record is from RefSeq and is a predicted model, not a curated record. Lineage: Eukaryota; Metazoa; Chordata; Mammalia; Rodentia; Cricetidae. Gene Ontology annotation, cellular component: plasma membrane.
AGCGCAGGGAGCGCGCUUGCACAAACUUUGUGCCUGCGGGUGCGCCUGGGUCGGCUCGCUUGGCUCCAAGAGUGGCCGGCGCCGGGCUGCGAGGGCCGGCGGCGGCCAAGAGAUGCGCCGCACUCCGCCGAGCCGGUCCCGCCGCUCCAGGUGAGACGGCUCCAGUAGAACAGCACGCCGCGGCCAUGGGCACCCUGGGCAAGGCGAGAGAGGCUCCGCGGAAACCUUCCCAUGGCUCCAGAGCUGGCCCUAAAGCAAGACUAGAGGCCAAAUCAGUCAACAGCCCUAUCCCUGCCCAACCCAGCUUGGCCCAGAUCACCCAGUUCCGAAUGAUGGUGUCCCUGGGACAUUUGGCCAAAGGAGCCAGCCUGGAUGAUCUUAUUGACAGCUGCAUUCAGUCUUUUGAUGCAGAUGGGAAUCUGUGUCGAAGUAACCAACUGCUACAAGUCAUGCUGACCAUGCACCGGAUCAUCAUCUCCUCAGCCGAGCUGCUACAAAAACUCAUGAGCCUAUAUAAGGAUGCCUUGGAGAAGAAUUCUCCAGGAAUUUGCCUGAAAAUCUGCUAUUUUGUCAGGUAUUGGAUAACAGAAUUCUGGAUCAUGUUCAAAAUGGAUGCCAGCUUGACCAGCACCAUGGAAGAGUUCCAGGACCUGGUGAAAACCAAUGGUGAAGAGUCCCACUGCCGCCUGAUUGACACUACACAAAUUAAUUCUCGAGACUGGUCCAGGAAACUGACUCAAAGGAUAAAAUCAAAUACCAGCAAGAAGCGGAAAGUCUCCCUGCUGUUUGACCAUCUGGAACCUGAAGAACUGUCUGAGCACCUCACCUACCUUGAGUUCAAGUCCUUCCGAAGGAUUUCUUUCUCUGAUUAUCAAAAUUACCUUGUAAAUAGCUGCGUGAAGGAGAACCCCACCAUGGAGCGGUCCAUUGCCCUGUGCAAUGGCAUCUCCCAGUGGGUACAACUGAUGGUUCUCAGCCGUCCCACCCCGCAGCUCCGGGCAGAGGUCUUCAUCAAGUUCAUCCACGUGGCCCAGAAGCUCCACCAGCUACAGAACUUCAACACACUGAUGGCUGUGAUAGGGGGACUGUGUCACAGCUCCAUCUCCAGGCUCAAGGAGACAAGUUCACAUGUACCACAUGAGAUCAACAAGGUUCUGGGUGAGAUGACUGAACUGCUGUCCUCCUGCAGAAACUAUGACAACUACAGGCGAGCCUAUGGGGAGUGCACCCACUUCAAAAUCCCCAUACUAGGAGUGCACCUCAAGGACCUCAUCUCCCUAUACGAAGCCAUGCCCGACUAUCUGGAGGAUGGGAAGGUUAACGUCCAGAAGCUCCUGGCCCUUUACAAUCAUAUCAAUGAAUUGGUCCAGCUGCAAGAGGUGGCCCCACCAUUGGAUGCCAACAAGGACUUGGUGCACCUGCUAACGUUAUCCCUGGAUCUAUACUACACAGAAGAUGAAAUCUAUGAGCUUUCCUAUGCCCGAGAACCAAGGAACCACAGAGCCCCGCCACUAACACCUUCGAAGCCACCUGUUGUGGUUGACUGGGCCUCUGGAGUAUCUCCCAAACCUGACCCUAAGACCAUCAGCAAACAUGUCCAGAGGAUGGUGGAUUCUGUCUUCAAGAACUACGAUCUCGACCAGGAUGGGUACAUCUCUCAAGAGGAGUUUGAAAAGAUUGCUGCAAGUUUUCCAUUCUCCUUCUGUGUGAUGGACAAAGACAGGGAAGGCCUCAUCAGCAGGGACGAGAUCACGGCCUACUUCAUGAGGGCCAGCUCCAUCUACUCCAAGCUCGGCCUGGGCUUUCCUCACAACUUUCAAGAGACCACCUACCUGAAGCCCACUUUCUGUGACAACUGUGCUGGCUUUCUCUGGGGAGUGAUUAAGCAAGGCUAUCGCUGUAAAGACUGCGGGAUGAACUGCCAUAAACAGUGCAAAGAUCUGGUGGUGUUUGAGUGCAAGAAGCGAAUCAAGAGCCCAGCAGUGUCCACAGAGAACAUCAGCUCUGUGGUGCCAAUGUCCAACCUUUGCCCACUGGGAACCAAAGAUCUGCUCCAUGCACCCGAGGAAGGAUCUUUUAUAUUUCAAAAUGGGGAGGCUGUGGACCACAGCGAGGAGAGCAAGGAUCGGACCAUCAUGCUCCUGGGCGUGUCCUCACAGAAGAUUUCGGUUCGGCUGAAGAGGACUGUUGCCCACAAGACCACCCAGACAGAGUCGUUCCCUUGGGUGGGCGGCGAGGUGCCUGCUGGUCACUUCGUGCUGUCAUCCCCAAGGAAGCCGCCACAGGAUGCUCUUUUUGUGCUUCCCAGCCCCACGUCACCAUGCCCCAGCCCAGUGCUGCUCCGAAAGCGGGCAUUCGUCAAGUGGGAGAACAAAGAAUCGCUGAUAAAACCAAAACAGGAGCUUCACCUCCGGCUCCGGACCUACCAGGAACUGGAACAGGAAAUAAAUACCUUGAAAGCAGAUAAUGAUGCCCUGAAGAUCCAACUGAAGUAUGCACAGAAGAAAAUAGAGUCCCUUCAGCUUUCGAAAAACAAUCAUGUCUUAGCACAGAUGGAUCGGGGAGAUUGUUCUUAAUCCAGAAAUCCUAGGAACAGAAUCUGUGGAGGAGUAUACUGGGAUCUCACUUCAAAAACUGACUGCAGAAGUUCGGGCAACUUCGGAUUAACAGUCUUGAAAAGGGGAAAGUCAGUCACUAGCAUCAGUGUCAUUGUUUUUUGUUUUGUUUUUACCUAGAAUAUUCUUAAUGUGAGUCAUUGGUUUUCAGUCAGUUGACUCAAUGGGAAGAAAAGCUCAAGUAUGUAAAGCUUUGAGCAUUCGUAUUAACGGCCUUUUCUUUCUUUUACUGGAACCAAUACCAAACGAGUGCUAAAAUAAGACCAUAGUUUCCUGAUAGCAUCUCGGGCAGCCUGCUUUACUGAGUCGUCGAUAAAAAGUCCCUGGAGAAUCCAUUUGCUGCCUUCCCCAGGGCUUCUGCAAACUGAGAUAUUUACUUAGUUCGACCCAAAGCCUGUUCAUAAUAGAAACAAUACCCUAAAAGUGGUGACUUUGAUAUGCCUGCAUUGUGUGUGAAACUGAUCCCCACUUCACUACCUCAGGUCCGAUCAAGAGCCUCAUUCCCAGCUCAUCCUCACUUGCUUCCCCUCCUUCCUCCCUUGCUUGUAGGCACAUCAGCAUAUCUAUCUAGAAGUGAACUCGUAGAGAUGUAGCCUGGUUAUAAAUCCAGAGCUUUUUAAUUGAACUUGACAUUAUCCAAAUGCAGGUCAACUCAUAGCUCUAGGUCUUCGUCAUCAUGAAAUACAAACUAAAUCUCAGUAACCACAAACAGCAAUUACCAUGUCAUACACAGCUACUUAGCUAAGACAACAUAAACAUGUUUGUCCAGAUAGUCUCUAGUGGGUACAAUUAAGAAUCUGUGACUUUCGAGAAGAAAUGAUCUGUGGACAGUGUUUAAUUCUUCAUGUUCGAGUUUCUCUCUCACUCUUUUUAAAUCUUAAGGUUUUCUUUUGAACUGAAUUUGUGCUUAAACUGUCUUAACUUUUACUAUCUAGAAGUAAACUAACAGAAAUGAUGGCUUAAACAGCUGAAAGCAUGUACAUAUGUACAGAAUAUGUAUAUACAGUAGCAGGCAUGCAUGUAGCUUGGACUUUCUCCUUUAGAGAAUGCAGACGUGAAUCAAACACCUUUUAGUCAUUUACACAACUUCACAAAUAUAGUCCUGUUUGUUAUAAGACAAACUCCUCACAAUGUAAAUUAUAUUGUCUUGCAAACCCAUGAGUAACAGUCUCUGAUUAUUCUAUCAUGAAGGUUAAAAAAACAGUGGGUUUGACUUGUUGCCUGGGAAGCUAUUCACAAACUCUCUUAUCAGCUUCCUUUUAGCUUUCAAAAACAUUUCAUCUGAUUGUGUCCUUUUGAGGGAGACUUUGCUUCCAGGCUUGGAAGGUCUGGCACCAUGCUAACUUGUGAUCCAUACACAGGGUGAACAACUUCUGAGAGUACCAUCUCGCAAAAUGAGUUCCAAAACUACAGCCAGCAGCACUCAGUCUCCAGAGGAUUGCCAACUGUAUGUAGUGCUGCCCCUAAAGUACUCAGAUCACUAAAGUUUAUUUGAUGAAAGACUAUUGCCCAUUUGUGUCCCUCUUGGUGGAGUUUUAGUGACAAAGAACUGGCUGGUGAUUAAAGUUUCACUGGACUUUAACCAACCACUUUAUACACAAUCUUAUCCUAGUUCUACAUCCAAACUCAGAAAUUCUCAAAGCAUAUAGCUACCCCCUGGUACAUACACCUCUAGCAGGUGUAAUACGGUGUGGAACAAUUAUAUGGAACCAUUAUAAGUAAAGGCAAACCUCAAAUUUUUAUUAUUCACUAUGGAUAAUUUCCUCUGCUAUGCACCAGUACAAGUGUAUAGCCUAAUCUUUAAGUACUGUCUUUUUCUUCUUACUCAUCCCCAGUAAAGAUCAACCAAUGAGUUUUUAUGUAAAUAGCAUGUAACAUAGGAAUCCAGAGGGCUCCGGUCAUUUGUCAUGGCUAGGUGAUCUCAUGCACUGUAGAACCCAUAGAGAAGACUGCAAGAGGCAGUAAUCACAUCAGAUUCUUAAGGUCCUGAUAGGACAAAAGAUGUCUGGAGUCUGCAAUGGAUCUGUUCCAGCAGAGCUGGAGGAGCAGGUGGGACCUACUGAUACUGCUUGAAGUGUUCAGUAGAUCUGUCUUCACCAAAACAAAGACAGAUCCUAUCAACGAUAGCGAUGUGGCUUCUCUGUUGACUGACUCACCCCCUUACUGACCACGUGUGAAAUUCUGUCUAAAGAUGUAUAAUGUAAAAGCUGUGGAAAAAAAUGUACAGACUGUAAACUUUUUGAUACCUAUUGUAAGUUUUCUGUGUCUACUAUUUAUAUGAUAAAAGACAUUUGGAUCCCUACAA